CUGCUUCUUUAACUCGCGCAACGCGACUUGCUGCAUUAUUGAACUCACCUGGAUUCGCCUUGUACCCUGAUAAGCAGCUCUUCAGCAGUCCUAUAAACUAAUGUCACUAUCUCAAGAGCUUAUCGAGGAAAUCAUCGACCAUCUCAGUGACGACCGUAACGCCCUCAUUUCCUGCUCAUAUGCCUCUAGGAUUUUCUAUCAUCGUACCCGCAUGCAUCUCUUCACUUCUGCGACAUUCACAGAAUGUGGCAGUUAUCACGACCUCUCUAAAGCAAGGCUUCUCGCCGAGAUGCCUCUAGCUGCGAGCCAUAUAAAAUGGGCGCAGGUCGACCAUUGCACAACCAUGUCUACUCUCUUCCUGCCUGCAUCAUCUUCUCUAUCAUCCCUCGUUUCCUUGGACCUCAAUUAUGUUCGCUUCAGCGAACCCAACGAUUUGCACAUGGCCAUUCUCUCCCUCCCUCUUCUCAAAGAGCUCAAUAUCAAGCUGUGUUACUUCGAAGAAUUAGAGUCGGACAUCUCGGCCUUACCACGCAGCGGUCCUAUACUUGAAAAGCUGUCUAUUUUGUACCCGAAAGCGUCAAUGCUGCUGGAUCCAUUGAUGCCACUCCGCAGCGUGUACAUGGACUCUCUUGUUCAGCUGUCUUUACAGAAUCCUUCUUUGAUUGCAGACUUGAACCAAUUAAUUGAGUACUCGCACUCUACGUCGAAGCUGAAGAUUCUUAUGCUGGCAUGGAUUGAUCACGGAGCUGUCUAUGUUAAUCCUCCUACUCGACAUCUUCGUAUGACGACCUUGGAGGAACUGAACAUCGGAAUCAUACAUCAAACAUUCAGCAUGAAGCACAGGAUCAUGGAGUGGCUCAUGGAGUCCCUCCUACAAUCAGAGCCUCGCCAUCUACGCAAGCUCACAUUACGCAUUUUUGUUCAGCACAAUACGAUUUUUCGGAGCAACGGCGAAAUGUGGGCGCCGUGGCUGCGGAUAGACGACGCGCUGCCGAUGGCCAGGAUCGACAUUAUUUGGGUUUGUAAAGGAUAUAGGGAUGAUUCAGAGGGUUUGGAUCAUGUGAGUCGAGAGAUGGUAGCUUUGACGGAACGCCAGUUCUCGGCAGCUCACGAAAGAGGGAUGUUGGAGGUAACCGUGUGCACUUGAUACCAUUGGGCGGCGAUCCUUUCCGGUAUUGCUUGCUCAAGAUUCACUUGACUCUUCGCUCAGAUGUGCGUGGGUUCCUUUACGUUCCCAGUUGACUGUGGUCGUAGCAGUUGGGUCUUCACUAGUCUACUUACAACCCUUGUAAUAGUAUUGAUUCUGGCGUGCGAAAUGCAUCGAGAUAAAAUUAAGAACG
Messenger RNA from Desarmillaria tabescens, 1340 nucleotides. RefSeq lists its product as uncharacterized. The record is from RefSeq and is a predicted model, not a curated record. The coding region runs from base 101 to 1147 and encodes 348 amino acids. NCBI's taxonomy places the organism in Eukaryota, Fungi, Basidiomycota, Agaricomycetes, Agaricales, Physalacriaceae. The transcript is spliced from 3 exons.